Molecule: messenger RNA, 726 nt
Organism: Prunus dulcis (almond)
Lineage: Eukaryota; Viridiplantae; Streptophyta; Magnoliopsida; Rosales; Rosaceae
Exons: 1
Coding region: 46-540 (164 amino acids)
Source: RefSeq, a predicted model, not a curated record
UUUAGCAAAGAAGAAAACAACCCAAAAACCAAAAACCACACAGCAAUGUGGGCAGUGUCCUACCUGCCCCCACCAACACCGCCAUGCCACCCUCUCGUACGCAACCUCAACAAACCACCUCUCAAUCUCAAGAGCCUCUCCGUCUCCGCCAAGUCUCAGCCACCAGGCCAAGACCUCGGAGGCUUAGGCCAUUCAAUUCUCACCAAACUCAAAUCCAACCACAAACCCACAAACCCAAUUCCCUCAAAGCAAAAGCAAAAGCAAAGGAAAAAUCAAGAGGGCAAGCAGAUGAUUAGUGGGUCUGAUGUGCUUUUCGCUCUCCAGAAAGCAGCUGAUAAGAAAAGCAGAGAGAUUGGUAAGAAAAAGAAGAAGGCAAAUGUGUCGUCGUCAUCAUUAUCAUCCUAUCUGGGAAGCCACGGGGAAGAGGAAGGUGUGGAUGAGGAUGGGAAAGUGAGGCCCUUGUGUGUGAAAAGUGAGUGGGGUGAUAGGUUGGAUGAAUUGGAAAAGCGCUUUCAGGAGCUUUCUUCUAAGGUCGUUUGAGGGUUUGCCCAUCUAUGCAUUCCAAUUGUGAAUAAUAUUUUUAUUUGAUUCAUAACAAUGUUUUCUGUUUCUUUUUCAACACUGGUCUUGUUACUCUUGCAUUGUAUAAAUGAAUCACAUUCGGAGAAAUGAAACUAAUGUCACCUAUGGACACUUGGCAAUAGAGCAUAGAGGACAAUUUUUUGA